This is a messenger RNA of Thamnophis elegans (Western terrestrial garter snake), 3014 nucleotides long. Its product is annotated as zinc finger protein 345-like. Gene Ontology annotation, biological process: regulation of transcription by RNA polymerase II. The transcript has 6 exons. The coding region runs from base 265 to 2691 and encodes 808 amino acids. Lineage: Eukaryota; Metazoa; Chordata; Lepidosauria; Squamata; Natricidae. The record is from RefSeq and is a predicted model, not a curated record. Gene Ontology annotation, molecular function: DNA-binding transcription factor activity; RNA polymerase II cis-regulatory region sequence-specific DNA binding.
GUGACAUCAAAAACUCUUGUCGCUCUAGGACGCCGCGCUCGCUCGCCUUAAUCCAAGAGGUUGCGGGAGGGUCUGGCGGGGGGGAGGGAGACCCAGACGUGCCCCGGCCAUUUGUAUGUUUUUGGGAGCCAGAAUUAUCUCUUGAUUGAGCAAAGGAAGCAGUCCGUCCCGCAACAGCAGAAACCAUCCCAUGAAUGAGAAGCGUUUGGGGAUCCACAAGAUUCCUGGGAUCUGCUUGGAGUUGCCUUGCAGGCUAGAGACAGAAUGGAGGCGCAACUUUUAGCAAGUGAAGCCGCUCGAAAAGGCUCUCGUGCUGUUCAUGUUCCGCCUGGGAGCUGUGGGGAGAUCUGUGCAAGAGCUGGGCAGAAGUUCCUGGAGGAGGAAACCAUCCUCCAUUCAGAAGUUCAGCCCUGCAGCUUCAGGACCAUCCAAUACCAGGAGGCUGAGGGUCCCCGAGGACUUUGCAGCCGACUCCACAACUUUUGCAGGCGAUGGCUGAAACCAGAAAAACACACCAAAGCCCAGAUGCUGGACCUGGUGGUUCUGGAGCAGCUCCUGGCUAUCCUGCCCCCAGAGAUGGAGAGCUGGGUGCGGGCGUGUGGAGCAGAGACCAGCUCUCAGGCGGUGGCCCUGGCGGAAGCCUUCCUCCUGAGCCAGGCAGAGGAGCAGAAGGAGCAGGUCGAGUUGGAGUCCUUCACUGUGGAGAUCAGAGAUCCUGAAGGAAGGAGGAAUCCAUCAAAUUCCCCCGAGGAUCUGUUUUUCAGGGCGGUAUCUGAGGAAGAGUCAAGUCAGGACACCUUGGGAGGGAAACACAGAAUGAAGUUUUCUGGUCCUUAUGGUGGAGCUGAAUCAGUGGCUGAACCUCCAAAUCAAGAGGAUGUUGUGUCCUUCGAGGAGGUGGCUGUGUAUUUCUCAAAGGAGGAGUGGUCUCAGCUGGAUCCUGAUCAAAAACAGCUGCAUUGGGAAGUCAUGGUGGAAAAUCAUAGGAACGUGGCCUCUUUGGGUAAUAAUGUGCAGGAGAAUCAAGAUUCCUGUGAACUGUUCCAAGUGAUCAAUGCUGGAGAUAGAAUGGAGAAGUCUGCAGUUCAAAAGGCAGUAGGAAGACACGAAAGAAACCAGUUAAAUAACUGGAACCAGGAAAACUCAUCUUCUAUUGAUGCUUCAGUGCAAGAGUUUUUUGCCCAACAAGGGAAUAUAAAGAAAUAUGUUUGGAAAAGUGUGGAACUGAUCAAAGCUAAUUUACAUGUAAAUGAACGCUUUCCAAUCCAAUACAAUGGGACUUUAAAUCUUUCGCCUGGAAAUAGAUCCCUUAUAUCUCCAAAAGAAAUCCACAUAGAAGAGAAGCCUUAUAAAUGUGAGGAAUGUGGAAAAAGCUUCAGAACAAGCAAUCAUCUUACUUUUCAUAAAAAGUCCCAUACAGGACAGAAGCCAUAUAAAUAUAUGAAAUGUGGAAAAAGCUUUGGUGCCAGUUGUGAUCUUACUGUACAUAAAAUGACUCAUACAAUGAAGAAAACAUAUAAAUGCAUGGAAUGUGGAAAGAGCUUUAGUUCUAAUGGUGGUCUUUUUUACCAUAAAAAUAUCCACCAAGGGAAGAAGCCAUAUAAAAGCACUACAUGUGGAAAGAUCUUUGCUCAUAGAAGUCAACUUACUAAACAUAUUAGGAGUCACAUAGAGAAGCCACAUAAUUGUAAGGAGAUUCAAAAGUGGCCGAAUAUAAAACGUUCCCUUAUUCUCCAUGAAAUGAUCAACAGAAGGCAGAAGGCAUUUAACUGUGUGCAAUGUGGAAAAGGCUUUCACAGGAACUAUAGUCUUACCAUCCAUAAAAGGAUCCACACUGGGGAGAAGCCCUAUAAAUGCAUGGAGUGUGGACAGACUUUUGCUGCGAGGAAUUAUCUCAUUUACCAUCACAAGAUCCAUACAGGGGAGAAGCCACAUGAAUGCAUGGAGUGUGGGAAAGCCUUUGCUUACAGGAGUAAGCUUGUGAACCAUAAAAGGACCCAUACAGGCGAGAGACCAUAUAAAUGCAUGGAGUGUGGAGAGAGUUUUGCUGCGAAGAAUUAUCUCACUUUCCAUCACAAGAUCCAUACAGGGGAGAAGCCAUAUGAAUGCAUGGAGUGUGGGAAGGCCUUUAUUCAAAAGAGUAAACUUACCAUCCAUAAAAGGAUCCACACAGGGGAGAAGCCAUACAAAUGCGCAGAGUGUGGAAAGACCUUUGCUCAGAGCUACAAUCUUACUUCCCAUAAAAGGAUCCACACCGGGGAGAAGCCAUAUAAAUGUGCAGAGUGUGGAAAGGACUUUGCUCAUAGCAGUAGUCUUAUUUCCCAUAAAAAGAUCCACACAGGUGAAAAGCCAUAUAGUUGCAAAGAAUGUGGAAAGUGGCUGAAAACAAAACGUUCCCUUAUACACCAUGAAAUGACCCACACAAGCCAGAAGGCAUUUAUAUGUGUGCAAUGUGGAAAGGGCUUUCGGAGGAAUUGUGAUCUUACCAUCCAUAACAGGGUCCACACAGGGGAGAAGCCAUAUAAAUGCACGGAGUGUGGAAAGACCUUUGCUCAGACCAGUGGGCUUAUUUCCCAUAAAAGAAUCCACACCGGGGAGAAGCCAUAUGAAUGUUUGGAGUGUGGAAAGAGAUUCAGUCGGAGUGAUCGUCUUACUUAUCAUAAAAGGAUUCACACAGGAGAUGCCAUAUAAUUUUGUGGAAUGUGGAAAGGGUUUCUACAAAAAUUGAUCACUGAUGUUACAUAAAAGUAUCCACACAGUAGAAAAGCCUUAUAUAAGCAUGGAGUUUGGAAAGACCUUUACUCAGACCAGUCAUCUUACUUCCCAUACAAAGAUCCAAAUGGGAGAAGGUAUAAAAUGUAUGGAGUGUGGAAAGGGCUCCAGUCAUAAUAGGUCCCUUACAUAUCAUAAAGGAUCUAUACAAAACAGAAAUUAUAUGAGUAACUUGGAAAGAGCUUCAGGAAAAGUAAUGACCUAAUUUUUCAAUAAACAUAUUUGUGUGAGAAUCCAUAUAG